ACCCUCGGUACGAUCUGUGUGACUCGCGCUCGCGCUUCCGGAUUAUCGCGGCUAGUUUUGCGGGCCCCGAGGAUUGCGGACGCAAGUGCACCGUGCCUUAAUACAGUGACCAGUGUAUGCCUUGAACGCGCAACGCGAUAACAAAAGGCUAAAAUAGUUUUACACCGGAUACGAUCGAUGUGACUUGGAUUUGACAGCUUCCAUCUGAUAUUUGAGACCGGCACGAGGUUGCGUUCGAACACACGUUUAUUACAAUGUCGAAUUUGUUGUACGAGGCCAGCAAUGGAGCGAGUCAGAUGGCGAGUUAUUUGUUUUAGUUUGCGGCUAAAAGAUAAAUGAGAAGGUCUCACGUCGAGCGCACGUCGACGAGCGUCUGCGAUAGCACCGCGAUGCGAUCGUUCCUAGCUAUAGAUACGAGCGACGAAUGAAUCGCUCGCCGCGACUCCGCGACUCUGCGAUCGGACAGCCGGAACGUUGAAGAUAGAAUGGACAUCCUGUUGCGAGACAUGAACGCGCCGUGGCGAUGACAAGUCUGAUCUUGGAGAACGCCGACUUGAAUCGACUCUUUCCGAAAUGCCGGCCUAGGGGCGGUCCACCCCCGGCCCCGGGGGCCUCCACGCAGAGCAGCCAGCAGCCGCAUGACAGCCCCUGCCAGACGGAGGCCGCUGCUAUCACCACCGCCACCGCCGCGACCGCCGCAACAGCCGCUGUCACCAUCGCCUCUACGAACACGUCGACAAGCGUCUCCGCGAUAUCGGACGACAUGAUCGACCUCGAGCGCGACACCUCCGACAGGUAUAGGAAACGAGCGAAUGGCAGAAAAAAAUCAGGUUCGCUGUCCCGUAGGACGGCGAGCGUGGCGCCCGGUUUCACGGUCGAGGGCCAACUACCGCACGCCACGAAGCCGCUUUCGUCGAGCUCGUCCUCGGCGUCAGGACGCAGCGAGGACGCGCCGCAAUACGGGAGUCUACCGGGCAGCGAUCACCAGGGACAAUCGCAGCAGGACGAUAGCGGGCCCGAGGAGAGUCCCGUGUACAUUCUGACCUCGGCCAAGGGUGGCCCCAGCUACAAGCUUCGGGAUUCGAGAAUUAUAGAAAUUGCUGGUGGUCGAGAAGUAUUCUCACAAAGCCGAGGGAAGGUAGCAGCUAGAAAAUCACGAUUUCUGGCUGCAUCAAAUUCUAUAAAUAACGAGGAUAUUCAAACUGAUAAUAAGCUAGUUAAGAAGAAUAACAAAUCUCCUAGCACGCAGACCAUAUGGGAGUUAAGAAGCCGAUGCGGUGAAACCAGAAAGCAACGUGCAAACCGGGAAGUAACAGAGACUGUAUUUGCCUCAGAGGUACACUCAGUACGACGCAAUCCUACAAAGUCCAUUCUCGAUUACGACUCACCUAAGAGCAACCGUAGCAAUCGCAUAAUUAAUUACGAUUCAAUUUUAAAUAGCAAUAAUGUAGAAUAUACGGUACCAAAAAGUAUUACCGACCUGGACUAUGGAUUACCAAAAAGUUGCGUAGAUUAUCAAUCAAAUCACAACACACCUGCGAGAAGUAUGGCUAUUGUCAGCGACGGCGAAGUUGUUGUUUUCGACGAUAUCGAUGACAAUUGGCAGGGAUUGCGAUUAGAUUUGGCGUCGAGUAACACAAAUCAAGUGACGACGACGAGUCUAGAUUUGGAGACAGAUGAUUCUCAGAGAGGUCGUAUCGCACCGGAACCACCUAGUUCCAGCGUUGGAAGUACACCUAGUCCUACAACGGCAUAUCACCGCAAUACUUCAGAAUUCUUUAAAGUUGUUACACCAGCGAGUGAUUGCGAGGCAGAUUCUCCUUCUCCAGAACGUAAUCAUAAAGUUGCAAGAGUUAUUGGUGAAUUACCAAUUGCACAGUAUUCUGGCAGUCCAAGGCGUUAUGGAGUCCGCGAAAAUACACAGCUUCCUAGCUUGUUAUCAUCGCCUUCAAUGUAUAUGACACCGAGGCCUGGUUUUCCUCAAAGAGUAUUACCAACAACACCAAAUCACAAUAAGAAGGAAGAUAUCUCUGCAGAAAUCAUUGUAGACAAGACUGUGAUAGAAAAUAUUAGUAACGAAGACCAGAUUGUACAUCCUUCAACUCCAUCACCAAAGGUCGAAGAGGAAGAGGAAGACUCUUUAAAACCGUCAACUUUACCUGCUGAUAAUAUAAGCAGUCUUGUCUCGCCAGGCGGUAGCACUUUUGACUAUCUGUACGAAUUUUCAGAGACUAGAAAAGUAUUAGAAGAAUUUUUCAAAUGUCCGGCGCCGACGAAAGAAAAAGAAAACAACAUAGAGUCUUUUCCUUUCCAAGAUCUUGAUUAUGAACUGCGAAGACAAGGAGGAAGUGCAUACGUUGGCCAGCGAUUAGCUAGUGGUCCACCGACAACGGAGGAAGUUAUGGUACAUGAAUCUCCUAAAAAACAGCGGGCAGAUUUUCCACAAAAUACGGGUGAACACGAAAACAAUUUCCUAGACCUGUCAGUAGGUACUGGUAGUAGUGAAGAUCUUGGAGAAACUGAGGUCGGUUUACAAGUAGGACACUCACGUAAUUUUACGCUGAGUCCGGAAACGACCGACUGUGACAGCAAUUGCGGAGAUCUCGAUAGCGAAGUGUCCCUCAUGAUGAUGGAUAAUGAAUUAAUGCCAGCAAGUGGCCUUCUCGGAUCGGUCGGUGAUUUGGGGAAUAAUUCGGAUUCCCUGAGAAUAUAUACUAGCAUGCCGGUGUUAGAAGACGGCCUGUCCAGCGGACACGCGAGCGAUACUGACAACAAUAAUCCUACUGUGAUGCUCAUGAAACGGCAAAUAAACGAAAUAGAAAAGGAAAUCAUUCAGAGAACUCGUAACGACAUGUUAGGCACAAAUGAGAAUGAUUCUGGAAAGGACGUCAGUCUGAAUGUAACGAAAGAUAUUUUGAACACGCUAAAGACUACGUCCCCUGAUCUGUUUAUCGCGAAGAAAGAAAAUUCGUACGAUACGAACGAGUUACAACUCGACGGACUGGAUCCAUUGGGCACGCCACCGCCGCCAGCGCCUCAAGGACGGCAAAGUGUAUCUCUGGAGGUGAACUGCGGCGAGGUAGAGGCGGCUAUUAAAGACAUCAGGAUGGCACUGCAAAGAACUAAAACUCUGCCUGUGAAGUCCCCGUCCGAAGAACCGCCGGAGCCGAGCGUCAGUCCGAUAUGGAUACCAAGUAUAAUGGAUGGCAGGCGGAGAAUUUGUAUGGAGAGCAAUAGCGAGGAAUCGGAUGCGCGCCGCGUAGGCGACGAAGCCGACGUGGAAAUUGAGGAAUGUCCGGAUGAAGAAGAGGCGGAUACCGAUCUCGAAACGGAUCGGUUACUUGGGCAGCAGAGAACGGACGAUCAAGGAUUUUACGACGACAAGGGGUGGAGGAAGCCUAAGACUAGGACAAUGUUACCACCAAUGAAUGCGAAAGUCGCUACUCCAAAGCAAACCCCUCCCAAAACCUUGAGUGUCGCCCCGAUAGAGACGCUAGCACCUUCCGAGCCCAUACCCUCGACGUCUACCUCGAUUUCCCCUCCUCCCGUAGUGUCUGUUAUACAAUCGCCGUCUUCUAACGAGUGCGAAGUAGCCACUCCCGCGCAACCUACAUCGAGUCCGCAGAAGACCCCAGUUAAAAACUCUCCCUCAUCCCCUCAGAGCCUCAAGGAAUCCAACAACAAGGUGAAAAAGGAUAAGGAGGGAAAGAAAAAGAGCAGAAACAAAGAAGACUUGUUGGAUGAUCCCUCAGUGUUGAUUGAAGGAGUCUUGUUCCGCGCGAGGUACUUGGGAUCUACGCAACUGGUAUGCGAGGGUCAACCGACGAAAUCGACUCGAAUGUGUCAAGCGGAGGAGGCCGUUUCUAGGAUAAAGGAUGAUGGGCCAGUGCCGAUGCAGGCAACACUCUUAAACUAUGGGGGGCAGCAUGGGUAUGGUCGCUGCAGCAUUGCCUCGCAAGGAAGCCUAGAGGAGGACGAGUGCGACUCGAGCGAAGAACUUAUAGGAAGCGCUUCUGGUGGGGGCCAGUCCGAGUCGCACGCACUUGGAACCCAGCCGAAACUGGCCCCGAUCAGUAGUGGCUGCUUGGCGUCCACAACCGUUUUCAGACUACAGUUUCUCGGGUCGGUGGAGGUGGAAGAGGAAGGGGGACGUAAACGGCGUAAGCGCCUUAAGAACCACAUGGUGGAGGAGGCCGUGACGAAAAUAAAGGCAUUGGCACCGGACGGUGACAGUCAGCCAAGCACGGAGGUAGACCUUUUCAUUUCGACGGAAAAGAUCAUGGUUCUCAACACUGAUCUGAAGGAGAUCAUGAUGGAUCACGCAUUACGCACGAUUUCGUACAUAGCGGAUAUCGGCGAUCUUGUAGUGCUAAUGGCGCGGCGACGCUUCGUGCCGCACGAAAUGGAGGAAGUACCGAAAAUUAACCGAACUCCCAAGAUGAUCUGUCACGUUUUCGAAAGUGAGGAAGCUCAAUUCAUAGCACAAAGUAUCGGACAAGCGUUCCAAGUAGCUUACAUGGAGUUCCUAAAGGCAAACGGGAUAGAAGAUCAUAGUUUCGUGAAGGAAAUGGAUUAUCAAGAAGUGCUCAAUUCGCAAGAGAUAUUUGGCGACGAGCUGCAGAUGUUUGCAAAGAAAGAAAUGCAGAAAGAGGUGGUGGUACCGAAGGCGAAGGGCGAGAUCCUCGGCGUUGUAAUUGUUGAGUCUGGAUGGGGCUCUAUGCUGCCAACCGUAGUCAUAGCUAAUUUGGCGCCGGCCGGCGCCGCCGCCCGUUGCGGACAGCUUAACAUUGGCGAUCAGAUAAUAGCGAUUAACGGUGUAUCGUUAGUCGGCUUGCCUUUGUCCACGUGUCAGACUUACAUAAAGAAUUCCAAGAAUCAGACGGUCGUCAAGCUGACUGUCGUACCGUGCGCGCCUGUAGUCGAAGUGAAAAUCAAGAGACCCGACACGAAAUAUCAGUUAGGAUUUAGUGUACAGAAUGGAGUGAUAUGUAGUCUAUUGAGAGGUGGUAUCGCCGAACGGGGCGGAGUUCGCGUGGGCCAUAGGAUAAUUGAAAUCAAUAAUCAGAGUGUUGUUGCUGUACCACACGAAAAGAUUGUUAAUCUUCUGGCCACAUCAGUGGGAGAGAUUUUGAUGAAAACAAUGCCCACAUCGAUGUUUAGGCUGUUAACCGGCCAGGAGUCUCCGGUGUACAUAUAAGAGAGCGUUCAGUUGCCUGGCUGAUGCGUAGUGAACAGACAAUACAUCCGCCAUCCACUACCAUAUUAUCCGCUACUACCUUUACUGUACAGGUUACUCAAUGCAAAUCGCUUUGUGUUUCGAUUCUUAUGGGACAAUUCGAUACAUUCACCAGCUCCUGCUUAGUAAACGAGACUACUAAUAGGUACGUCGCAGAAACGUUACUAAAUAUUUACUCAAGCAUAAUUUAUAUGAUUAAUAAAUGAUUAUCGUAAGAUAUACGUAUAAUACUAAUUAAUGAGAUUCUCUGUAACAUGAGUACAUGUUUUCGGAAAUUUAGCGAGAUAUUUUUACCAAUAUUUCUCACAUAUGCACAAUGCUGACGUUUGAUUUGUUCUAUUAAAUUAUACAAGUCACGUGGCAAAAUUGCCGUGAUCGUUUACACGGUUAAUUUGUCGUACAAUUAUACAGCGUGAGGCUAAUAGGAAAGUAUUGACUUUGAGUAUACAGCAAUGGAUGUUACAGAAAAUCGCAUUAUUCGCGCCAAGGAAGAUGAUAGGUGAUGCAAAUAAUGCACAUGAUUAUAAAUAGCACAAAGCUCUUUACCAACAGCUGAAGCAGGGCUGGAACUGUAUAUUACGUAGUCUAAUGACGUAGUAAUAUUUAUAAAAAGGAUCUCCCUCUAUCUCUCGUGGAGAUACUUUAAGCUAAAACGUUUAUUUAAUCUUUUUUAUCUUUAAGGCCGGCGAAUACUCGCGGCGUGGGCCCGGGUGUAUUAAUUUGUACUAAAAUUAAUAUCUACCGUAGUAAAACUUCGGAUGCGUAAAUCUCGUGAUAAAUAACGCCAUAGUAAUUAUAUAGAAGAGCACAGCAACACGUUCUAGACGACAGAGAUUUUUUAAACGAGUAGAUAAAUUCGUUUUACAGUGUAUUAAGGAAGACUUUCGGCAAGGAUAAAUAACCUGUGUAUUUGCCGAACGGAAAUGUCAUUAAGUGGAUCUUGUAUGCCUACAUACUACUUCAUCGACGCUGUCCUAUCGUAUUAAUACUCGGCUGUAAUCAAGCACGAAAACUAUAACAUAGUACAUUCGCCGCAUGAUAUUCAUUUUCGAAGCGACGUUUCCAAGUCCUUCAAUUCGCACUAUGCUUCAUAAAUACGUCUCUAUCAUUCGCGGGAAACUAGGCAAGUAAAAAAGCUUCAGCUUUGCACAAUAUCUUAAUAAACGUACGUAAUGUAAGUAUACAAUUUUGGGAUAUACGCAUUUUGGGGGGAAAUAUGACUUGUCUCUUCGUUUCUCGCGGAUAGUAGUAAAUUGUAAGUUUAUAAAAGUCAUUCUGUUCCUAGCAAUUUACAUUCGUCACUCGCUUCUUCGAUCAUACUUUGAUAAAUGUUGAGAAAUGGCUGUGUAUUUAAGAGUUUAGAGUUUUAUAGAUGUAAGAUUGCACUCCACUUAGAUAUUUUAGAGAGUAGGGACCCUAAACUUUGGAAUCUUAUACCUUCUUUUGAUAUUUCAGAGAAUUUUUUCGGAGAAGAAGUUCUCCCAACUCGCUUUAAUGAAAAUUCAAUUAUCGCUAUUGAAUUCUUAACUCCAAAUUUCUGACACAAAUUAUCUCGACAAGCUUUCACAUUGCCAAUUUUUUCUACACUUAUCAAUUGAGUAUCUAGACGUCUUUUUAGAAAUUUCCAAGGUGAUGCAUGCUGACAAUUUGCGAAAUAACACCUUCAAGCAAGCUCAUUUCCUUGCAUUCAAGCAUUACUGACUACUUUCGACUGUCAGUGAUUCAAUUUUAUAGAAUAAAAAUUUCUUUUAAUCUAUUUAUUUUUCGUAGGAGCAUUCGAAACUUGCAAUUGAUAAAGAUAGUUGUAGUAAUUAUUCGUAAAAAGGAUUAUAGAUGCAUCUUAUCUGCAUCAGCUUGCAGUAAAUUUUCACUCGCCAUGUAUAAUACAUGUAAAAUAUGUAAAAAUUAUACUCAACUUAAUGUGGCUUCACUGCAUAGGCAUACAAAACGAAAUCUAGCUACUCCCGACUUAUAAACUUUGUCAAUGGAAAAUUCCUUCUAAAAUAAACAGACUGACUCUAUGUGUUACCGAAUAAGGUAAAGUACUCAAUCCAGAAACUUCAUUCACGAGAGUCGUACCGUUAAAGAAAAAGAAAAAAAAAAAAAAAAGAAAACGUCCUCUUCUAUAUAAAUACUAUAUAUGCCAUAAUAAUCUAAGUUUUAUCUAUUUUUGCUGAAGAUUUCUCACUUUUGAGCUAUUCUGCUUCAAAUAUCAAGAAGUGUGCGAUGAUACAAAUUUUGAGAUUCCUGAUGUCUGAUAAAAUUUCAAUGCCAAAGUACAUUAAAUAAUAAGGCGUAACAACGGAAUAACAAAAUAUGUAUAAUUUUCGAUGGACGGAAAAUUAUUCAGAUUUUGUCUGAGAAUGUUAACUAUUUCAAAAUGGCGUAUUCUGAUUUGCAAGAAAUCAAGCUUGUGUUGUCUUCACUUCUGAUAUCAGAUAUAUAGAGCGUUUAAAGAUGGGAUUCAGGAUUUGGUAGAAUACUCAUUAAAUUAAAGAAAUGUGUAAUAAACAUAAGUUGAAGAAUUGAAAAUGAAAGCAACCAGAUUAUCUGUAUUAUUAAAACCGAAAAUUGUGUUUCAAACUCAAAAAUUCUUCAAUCUACGUUGACUAGAUAUUAUUUGUUCAGUUUGAUGAGUAUUUCAUGUAUCCCAAGUACUGAAUUCCUCCUUUUAAACAAUUUGUUUUAAUCAUAGAAUUUAUGUGUUCACGUAAUAGGUACAUGUAAAAAGAGUCAAACUCUCUUUUAGAGAGAAACCUUAAUUUUGUAAGAAAUACAUUGGCAUUUAAUUUCAAAAUUUUGCAAGAUUUAACACGGGCAUCUUUCUGUUUUGCUGAUAGAACAGAUGCUAAUUAUCUGUUUUAUUUAUUAUUUCAAAAUUUAAGUUGACUCUUCAAUUACUAAUAUCUUGAAAGAUCUCUAAUUUGCCAUUGACACGGCAUUUCGUACGGAACAAUUCUCAGGCACACGAAUGAAUAGCGUGUAUAUAAAAAUGUUUCGUUGUCUAUAAUUACUUAUUGUACUGUACAUCGGAAAUCGGUGUGCAUUGGAAAAACCUCAAGAGGAUAGUUACGUAGGAAGUGUCUUGAAAUGUAUGUAUAAAGAUAUAUGGUAAUUCUAUUACCUUCAUUGGAAAGGAUAGCGGAGAGCAUAUUAUGAUAUUGCAUAUCAUGAGAAACUGAUAUAUCAUUGUGGGCUAGACCUUCAUUCUUUAUGGACAAAUAUCUAAAUGAAUACGCAGAAAGUAACCUUUGCGGCGAAAUCACCAGAAUCCUAGAAUAAAUGACGAUUAUAUAUGUUAGGGCGAAAUGGAUUUUGGCAUAGAAAUUUUAACCAUAUAUUCGGUGAGCAGCAGAGCGGUAUGAAUAUAAUAUAUGGGAUCAAACAAGAUGUUAUAUAUUGGGUGGCUGAAACUUAUCUAGUCAUUACGCUAAGAAUAAGAUGAAUAUAUAUAUAUAUAUAUAAAUAAAUAUAAAUAUAAAUAAAGAAAAGUAUAUAUAUACAUAAUAAGAGUUAAUACUCAGCCAUCGCAAGCCACCCUGACUGAAUGUGUCUAGCCACAUUUUAAUAAUAACAUCUGCAACUUGUACUGUCAAUCUGGCCUUGCGUGGUCAUUGCAUGUAUGUUCAUUAGAAGCGAAAUUUGAUAUUGAAUCGCCAUUAUCGUUCGCUGUCUCGAAUUUCGAAUAGAUUUUUUUUCUCUUUCAAUAAUUUACAAGUAUCUACAGUUAUUAAAGUGUGGCUUGUAUUGUGAGGUAUUUGUAAAUUUAAAUUGAUAAAUAGGCCCAUUAAUAGGUCAUAAUUAAUCGAGAGCCAUUAGAGCCAUUUAACAUUGUUUGUUGAUAUUCUAUUGAUAUUGUUCACGUAAAUUUUUUCUAUAGAAUUCUUUCCUAACUUUUCUACGAUUAUUGGUAAAUUAUAUAUAAACGAAUGCGAAAGGAGGUCUAGCGAACCUGUUCUGUUUAAAUUUAAAUAAGCAUACAAUUAAGUUUUGUCAUACAAUUAUUUCCGAGCAUUGUAAAAUAUUUGUAUCGUGCUUGUAUCUUAACAAAGCCAUUGGCGAUCAUGACGCCUGAUUUACGGAAACAUUUAGUUAAUAACGAGAUAUGUUUUACAUAAUUAAGUCUCAUUAAAUAAAGAAUGAUGAUCGUGCAAAGUCAGUAUGAAUGAUAGAUUCAAAAUUGCAGCCAGAAUUGUUAUGAAAUAAUUGAAAACCCAGCCAUUCAUAUAACAAAUAAAAGUAAUUAUAUCUUACACAUAUAUAGAGCUUGCGCUAUAGCUUCACCAGUCAUGAAACAUGCUACAAGAUAUCAUGACUGUCUUUAUCAAUGUUUGUGAGUGUAUAAUAAGUUAUAAACUAUAAGUGAGCUAUUGAAUGUGUAUAUGGUAUAUGCUAGUCCAUAUUAAGAUACAAUAAAAUGUAAUUUUGAAUUCAAA
Linepithema humile (Argentine ant) is the source of this 9672-nucleotide messenger RNA. NCBI's taxonomy places the organism in Eukaryota, Metazoa, Arthropoda, Insecta, Hymenoptera, Formicidae. The record is from RefSeq and is a predicted model, not a curated record.